Messenger RNA from Dioscorea cayenensis subsp. rotundata (Guinea yam), 1558 nucleotides. RefSeq lists its product as uncharacterized. NCBI's taxonomy places the organism in Eukaryota, Viridiplantae, Streptophyta, Magnoliopsida, Dioscoreales, Dioscoreaceae. The record is from RefSeq and is a predicted model, not a curated record. The transcript has 3 exons. Bases 206 to 1270 code for a protein of 354 amino acids.
UUCCUCCCUCUCGCGAAACCCUAACCCUAAUUUCCGCCCCCUUUUCCAAAUCUCAUCUCGCCGCUUUCGAUCUCUCGAUCAGAAACCCUAGAAUUCGCCCAAGCCUCUCGUUUUCUGACCCUUUCGGGUGUUCUCGUGUUGAUUUUGGGGAUAUUUGCCGCGAAUUUUGGUGUUUGUUUCUUGAUUUUUGAUUUAGCUUUCAAUCAUGUCGAGGUGCUUCCCGUUUCUGCAUCCAAACCGCGAGGCUGAGGCUCUGAUUGAACCGAUUAAGCUCCAAAACGGUAAAGAAAGUAGAAAGGAAAAGAAGGAUAGAAGGAAGGAAAAGAACAGGGAGAAGAAAGACAAGAAGGAGAAUAGAAAGAGAUCCCGAGAGGAUCAUGGGAACUUUGAACCUAGCAAGCAUAGCCCAAAGAAAAGGAAGCAUGAUGAAGGGAAGGGUUGCCCGGCUAAAGCCGGAGAUGAUGGAUCCGAACAGUUGGAGAAAAGCAGCAUUACAGAAGAACUUGGUUUGCCUUUGUCUACAUAUAGCCCGUAUGAUUCUGAUAGAUCUCAGAACACCAAGCAGAGGGAAAACCCUGCUGCGACUGCCCCAUCGAUUAAUCAUAAUAAUGUUGGCUUCAUUGUCCGUGUCAGACUCCCAUUAGGGAAGAAGCAGAAGGAUGCUGAAGCACUUGGCCCCAAUGAAGAAGAUCCUUGCUUCUCGGGCAGACUUGAAACACCUUUUCAAAGUUUACACUGCCCAUCAAGUUCCCAUAGGUACAGUUCUGCAGACCAAUCUGAAACUGUUUCCAAUCAAGAAGCAGCUGAAACCAUGAACAAACCCUCCAACUCCCAACAAAGGCACAGUGGCCCUUCAGGCAGAGUCGAAGAAACUUACAAGCAAGAUGUUGCACAACCCGAUGGGAAACCGUCUAGCUCCCAGUUAAGAUAUAUUAAAACACCUGGUGAACAAAAAGUAGACAAAGUGCCUGCCGGUGCUCAUACACCUUCUACCUCCAACCAAAGGCCUAGCCGCAUUGAAAGAAAGGAACAACGGUACCGAGAUUUGGUUACAAACUGGAAUCCUCAACAAUUCCAGUAUGAAUUGUCAGAUGACAGUGAAGACAACUGGCUAUUUGGCUCUCGACAAGGGAAAGAUGAUGAUGCGGGGUGUAAGACUGGUGCUGAAUCUUCGGUUUAUGGAAAUACCACUGCAGUGUCUUUCCAACCUCGAGCCUGCUAUAUACCUGAGAUGGAUAUGUAUGCUUUGCCAUAUGUGGUUCCUUUUUGAAUUUGAAGGUUGCCAGGAUGGUUAAGAGUGUUUAGAAAAUGUGGCAGCAGUGAUUUUGUUGCAAUGGGGGUUAGGACUUCCAAGGUGAGGUCUAUGGAAAUACUGGUGUGUUAUCUUUUAAACCUUGAGCCUGCUAUAUGUGGUUCUGUUUGGAAACUGAAGAUUUUAGAAAAUGUAGGGGCAAUGUUUUUUGAUUUUGAUAUAUUUUUUUGUUUCUUUUUUGUUGCUGGGAGUUUGUGGGACAUUCUGCCUCUAUUCCUCAUCAAUGUUGAUGAUGAUCCAUUUUCA